AGAAGAGAAGCUGCAGAAACAGAGCUUGAAGAAUUCGUCAAUGGCGGAAAGGUCAGGGGAUGCUUUGAAUGAGCAUGCAGUUGAAAAUCCAGAGGAGAUUGCUUCCUUGGUUGAUGCGAGCAUACGCAAUCACACGGAGAGAAGGAAUCUGAAUUAUUUCUCAUGUGGGACCGGGAAUCCAAUUGAUGACUGCUGGCGCUGCGAUAAGCGUUGGUACCUUCGGCGAAAGCACUUGGCUGAUUGUGCCAUCGGUUUUGGUCGCAAUGCCAUUGGUGGCCGCGACGGAAGGUACUACGUUGUAACCGACCCCAGCGACGAUGACGCCGUUAACCCCAAACCGGGGACCCUCCGCCACGCCGUCAUUCAAGACAGGCCCUUGUGGAUCGUGUUCAAGAGGGACAUGGUUAUUACCCUAAAGCAAGAGCUCAUCAUGAACAGCUUCAAGACCAUAGAUGGUCGUGGCGUCAACGUUCACAUUGCAUAUGGGGCCUGCAUUACCAUCCAGUUCAUCACCAAUGUUAUCAUCCAUGGCCUCCAUAUCCAUGAUUGCAAGCAGACUGGCAAUGCUAUGGUUCGCAGCUCGCCCUCGCAUUAUGGAUGGAGGACCCUCGCUGAUGGGGAUGGCAUUUCCAUCUUUGGUGCCAGUCACAUUUGGAUUGACCACAACUCACUCUCCAAUUGCGCAGAUGGCCUUAUUGAUGCUAUUAUGGCCUCCACCGCGAUUACCGUUUCCAACAACUACUUCACCCACCACAAUGAGGUUAUGCUACUGGGUCACAGUGACUCUUAUGUCCGCGACAAGCAGAUGCAAGUAACCAUUGCAUACAACCAUUUUGGGGAGGGUCUUAUCCAAAGAAUGCCAAGGUGCAGGCAUGGGUACUUCCACGUGGUAAACAAUGACUAUACCCACUGGGAAAUGUAUGCAAUCGGCGGCAGCGCUGAUCCCACAAUUAACAGCCAAGGCAACAGAUACCUUGCCCCUCUGAACCCUUUUGCUAAGGAGGUGACAAAGAGAGUGGAGACAGGGCAAAACCUAUGGAAAAGUUGGAAUUGGAGAUCGGAGGGAGACCUUCUGCUCAAUGGAGCCUUUUUCAUUUCAUCAGGAGCAGGAGCUGCAGCAAGCUAUGCUAGAGCCUCAAGUUUGGGGGCCAAAUCAUCUUCUUUGGUUGGUACCAUUACCUCCGCUGCUGGUGUUCUUAAUUGUCGGAGAGGUGUCAUGUGUUAAUAUCAAACACUAUCAUCAACAACCAAAAGAAAACCAAGG
This is a messenger RNA of Gastrolobium bilobum, 1264 nucleotides long. Its product is annotated as probable pectate lyase 8. The record is from RefSeq and is a predicted model, not a curated record. The coding region runs from base 41 to 1225 and encodes 394 amino acids. The transcript has 6 exons. NCBI's taxonomy places the organism in Eukaryota, Viridiplantae, Streptophyta, Magnoliopsida, Fabales, Fabaceae. Gene Ontology annotation, molecular function: pectate lyase activity.